ACUUGUCUGAAAAUUCUAGAAUAAGACAGAUAGCCGUCAAUCUAUCUGCUACUAAUCUUCACUUUCACAAAAGAUAACAGUAAGAUCUUAUUUAAUUCUGAUUCUCCAACCUCACGCAACAUUUUACUGUCAAAUUCCCCAAAUCCUUUAGUCCUCACUGCUUUCAAGCUGUGCUGUAUUCUACUUUGCUUUGCAAAUUGCAACAUAUUUAAUUACAAAAAAGAAAAAGGGGGUAAACAGUUAACUUUUUAGUUUCCAAAUGCCAUAGAAGCUAAAACUAAAAGCUUCGUGGUUUGUUCAGAGAGAAAGAGAAAGAGAGAAGAUGGUGGUGAGAAAAGUAGGAAAAUAUGAAGUAGGAAGGACAAUCGGAGAAGGAACCUUCGCCAAAGUAAAAUUCGCCCAAAAUACGGAGACCGGUGAGAGUGUCGCCAUGAAAGUUCUCGAUCGUACCACCAUCAUCAAACACAAGAUGAUUGAUCAGAUCAAGAGGGAGAUAUCUAUUAUGAAGCUUGUUAGACAUCCUUAUGUUGUACGAUUACACGAGGUUUUAGCAAGUCGCACUAAGAUUUAUAUAAUCUUGGAGUUCAUUACAGGUGGUGAAUUGUUUGAUAAAAUAGUGCACCAUGGACGUCUUAGUGAGGCUGAAGCUAGAAGAUACUUUCAACAGCUUAUUGAUGGAGUAGAUUACUGCCAUAGUAAAGGAGUAUUCCACAGAGAUUUAAAGCCUGAAAAUCUUUUACUUGAUUCACAAGGAAAUUUAAAGAUUUCAGAUUUUGGUCUUAGUGCAUCACCUGAAGACGGAGUUAGCCUGCUGCGAACAACAUGUGGAACUCCUAACUAUGUAGCACCUGAGGUACUUAGUCACAAGGGUUAUGAUGGUGCUGUAGCAGAUGUCUGGUCCUGUGGGGUCAUCCUUUAUGUUUUGAUGGCAGGAUAUCUUCCAUUUGAUGAACUCGAUCUCACCACAUUAUACAGUAAGAUUGAGAGGGCAGAAUUUUCAUGCCCUUCAUGGUUUCCAGUGGGAGCAAAAUCUUUGAUUCAUAGAAUUUUGGAUCCAAAUCCUGAAACUCGUAUAACUAUUGAGCAGAUAAGGAAUGACGAGUGGUUUAAGAAAGGUUAUGCACCUGCGAGACUCAUUGAGUAUGAAGAUGUGAACCUGGAUGAUGUAGAUGCAGCUUUUUAUGAUCCAGAGGAACAAAAGGCUGAUGAACAGUGCAGAAAUGAGGAUGCGCGUCCUUUGAUUCUUAAUGCGUUUGACUUGAUAAUUCUAUCUCAAGGGUUGAACCUCGCAACGCUGUUUGACCGUGGAAGGGACUCUUUGAAGAAUCAAACACGAUUUGUCUCGCGGAAGCCAGCAAAGGUUGUGUUAUCGAGCAUGGAAGUUGUUGCACAAUCAAUGGGUUUUAAGACCCAUAUUCGUAAUUAUAAGAUGAGAGUGGAAGGCCUUUCAGCUAAUAAGACUGCUCAUUUCUCAGUUUUUGUGGAAGUGUUUGAAGUAGCUCCCUCAUUUCUUAUGGUAGACAUUCAGAAAGCAGCUGGAGAUGCUGCUGAAUACCUCAAGUUUUACAAGGACUUCUGUGGCAAUCUUGACGAUAUCAUUUGGAAACCACCUAAUGAAUCAAGCAAAUCUAGAGUCACCAAGUCAAAGAGCAAAAAACGAUGAAUUUGUUUCAUCUGACAUCAUGAUUCUACUACUUACAGCAGGCAUGUGGGUCUCAUUCAUGCACAGGAACUAGACACCCUUUUUGAACAUUAAGGGUGCAACUCGAGUUUUACAAAUAUGAGGAAAUAUGUGUUACCUGAAAAAUUUCCAAACUCUGCCCUCUUAUCUCUGCAGGGGAAGGUGGAAAAAGGGUAGAGGGAAAAUGAGGAAAUAUGUAUCUGUUUAAUAAUUGUAUUUGUGAUGUCUGUAGAUCUAUAUCUGUCUUGGGCUUGUUAUCUCCUACACUUGUAAUGCUAUUUUGUAGCUGUGCUUGCUGAGUUUAUAGAUUUCAAUGAGAAUGUAACAAUGUAAUGUACUGUUGAUCCAAGAACUGUAGCUUUACAAGCUGAUUAUAAUGAACUUAUUAAACUUACCUUGUAA
Ricinus communis (castor bean) is the source of this 2083-nucleotide messenger RNA. RefSeq names its product CBL-interacting serine/threonine-protein kinase 8. Gene Ontology annotation, biological process: protein phosphorylation; signal transduction. The record is from RefSeq and is a predicted model, not a curated record. Lineage: Eukaryota; Viridiplantae; Streptophyta; Magnoliopsida; Malpighiales; Euphorbiaceae. Gene Ontology annotation, molecular function: protein kinase activity; ATP binding. The transcript has 14 exons. The coding region runs from base 323 to 1663 and encodes 446 amino acids.